CAUCACUUCACAGCCAGGACAAGAACACUUACAAGAGGUGGCCUACCAAACUCAGCACAUCCUUUUCAAAGCCUGAAAAUAUGGACACUUCGUGGUCAAACUUUGUAUCUGGGCCCACUGCGUCGAUCUAAUUACGGCCAGAUGGAAAUGCCAACCAUCGCAGCCAUCGCAGACGGAAAAAUUGCUUGUUCUUUAGCAGAUCACGACACAGCAUGGGAAUCAGGGGAUUGACAGAGGCCAUCCGGCCUUACGGCACUCCAGAUGUACUUGAUCACUCCUCUGUGGUCAUUGAUGGCCCAGCCCUUGUGUACAAGAUCUUGAGUGGUUGCCUUGUCCUCAGCCCACGAGAUCAGACCUCAUUUUGUCAGCCCUCGUACGCGCUGUUGGGACAACUCACCAUUGGUUGGCUUGACAAGCUCAAGGCCCACGAUGUGACAGUGAGGAAGAUAUAUUUCGACGGAUAUCUGCCAUCAAGCAAGUGGGAUGUACGAAUACAGAGGCUGAUAAGCCAGUCCGAGAAGCUCAAGAAAUUUGCUUCGCAGCAGAGUCUAGGAGUCCUGGUUCCAUCAGAAGAUACCUUUGGGGAUGUCGUCCCUGACAUUGCCCUCACGGGAGCCAAGGGGCACUACUCGAAUCAGCAGCUGCCACAUCCCGCCUUUCUCGUCCCAAGUGUCAUCCACAUGUUAAGACAACAUGCCCACUGGGGAAACCUGGUGCAGCUUGUGCCUGGAGAGGCUGAUGACUUCUGCAUUGCGGACAUUACUCGAAACGGCGGAACGGUUCUCACAGGAGACUCAGAUCUUUUGGUGCAAGACCUUGGCACGGAUGGAUAUGUGUGCUUUUUCUCCGACCUUGCAGAAACUCGUCGUGACGGAGAAUCAAAGUUGCAGGCGCUAAGAUUCAACUAUCAGGAGCUCAACCAAAAGCUGUGCAUAGAAGACAUAGGUGGACUUACACGAAUCGCUUUCGAGAUGGACCUUCGGAAGGCUCCACUUGACAUCGCCAUCAAGUUUGCGAAGAAGGACAUCGCCAACUCCGCGGAAUCUCCCAAGUUUGCCAUUUUCAAGGAAGAGCACACGGUGCGGACGCUUGUGCCACCAGACCAUCCUGUCCUUGGGGCCAUCAACACUCUAGAUCCACGCAUGUCUGAGCUUGUCAUCCAAUGCCAACUUGCGCAAGCACCUCGGAUAAUACCUACCUCUGGUACGACCCGUGGUUAUGACAGACUGUCGAUGUUCCUUCCCAUCAUGAUGGAGGACCCCUGCAAAAAAAGUUCCUGGUCGAUGAGUACAAAUAUCCGAGCACUGGCAUAUAGCCUCGUAGAAGGUUCUGCGCCGUGUCGUGGUCAGCCUGUCAUUGAAUACCGCCUCUUGAGUGCUGGCAGGAGGCAGGCUGGUCGUGAGGUCGAGGUCUUCGACCGACCGCAAACUGCGGAACGCUGUAAAGGGUUAUGCUCAGCACUUGACUCUCUGACCCAGAUGCCAAUUUUGAAAGAGGGGUUAUGGUUUUCGUUUGCAGUCUGGACGGAGCUCCAGUGGCAGGCCAGCGAAGGCGGGAGUCCGGUCAGUCCCUUGCUGCUUCAUCGAGCGUUGCGAUCAAAGAGCACGCCAGAGAGAUAUCCGUGGGAUCUCAUUCACUUCACAGCCCAGGUCAACGCGACACUGUAUUCUUUGCGAAUGUUACAGCAAGCCUUGAGCGUCUCCAGAUCACUGUCUCCGAAUCAAGAGGCGCAGGGCGUUCAAAACCUGAGGAAAUGGCUCACGGGAUUUCCCAGCAUAGAGCAAUGGCCUACACUUGGCACGAUCCAGACACUACUGAGACAUCUCGACUCGUCUGGAUUAUCGAGCAUUGCGACGAAAUUGGGGGUGACACUCGAAGAUCCAACGAAGUCGUCGGUGAAUAAAAGCAAGAAGAGAAAGAAAUCAUCGUCCAGUGUAGGUCGCACGGGCCGAAGGCUACCAAGCUCUGGCUCGAGCAAUCCAUUUGCGUUAUUAGAUCAGGGUGAGGAUUAGCGAGAAGAACGAUUGGCCUCGGAUAAUGUACCAAAUAGGCACGGAUUCUGGGCUGCUGUUGGAGGAUAAAGAGAAGCAGGCGAACCUUGCCCAAAACGUGCGCCUGCACUAAUGCACGUCAUGGAAAUCUAGAUCCAUCGCGAUUCAGUGCCACACACCAAGGAUGAAUAUCACGAGUUCCAUACCAAUGAGGUUGCAACAGGUGCACGGGAACGCAUAGAGGCGGGCUAGGUGGCCGUGGGGGGACGGAUCUGGGGUUGACUAUCUGACUCGCAUGGCCGGCUGCAAGUCUACGCCGGGGUGCAAGCUGGGCGACGGUUGGAAGCCCAGGCUUUGGAGAUAGCGGCCCGGUGGCUGUCUUGGCCUUCUGGGCAGGCCAGAGUCGUGAUGCAACGAGGACUUGGCACCGCCGAUGGGAAGUCGGGAAAAUGAAGCUGGCACAUCUCACGCCCAGAGCAGCAGACUGCGGCUUGCCCCUCCAGGCAAACAAGGCU
This is a messenger RNA of Microdochium trichocladiopsis, 2506 nucleotides long. RefSeq names its product XPG domain containing-domain-containing protein. The transcript is spliced from 2 exons. Bases 213 to 2012 code for a protein of 599 amino acids. NCBI's taxonomy places the organism in Eukaryota, Fungi, Ascomycota, Sordariomycetes, Xylariales, Microdochiaceae. The record is from RefSeq and is a predicted model, not a curated record.